AAAACAUAACCUCUAAUUUUUAAAUUAUUCCUUAUCAAGUCAAUUAUUUAAUCCUUGACGUCAUAACUCAGCAAAAAUAAUGAAGCACAUGUUUUGCUUUAUUUCUUACAUUACAAAAUAAAUCGGAAUGUUUAACAAGAACAAAAAUUUAAAUCUAGUUUAUGCACUGUCUUUUAUGGACUUGUUUGCUGUGGGUCUCACAGUGCCCCUAUUUAGCAACCAUUUACGAGAAUUAGGGGCUUCACAUUUCACAAUCGGACUUUUAAAUUCCCUAUAUUCGGGGCUUCAAGUCAUUUCAGGCCCAAUUGUGGGCAGUUGGAGUGACGUUAGGGACCGGAAGUCGGUUUUACAAAUCACAUUACUGCUAUGCAGUCUCGGAUACAUAGCUCUGGGGCUCACAAACUCAAUUUUAUUUAUAGCAAUUGUUAGAAUUUUGUUAGGGGUUACAAAGCACACUCAGAGUAUUUGCAAAGCAAUUAUAACUGAUUUAGUGCCCCCAUGUGACCGCGCCAGCGCGUUGGGCCGUUCGACAGCCCUCGGUUCGCUCGGGUUUAUAAUCGGACCAACCCUUGGAGGGCAUUUAAUCGAGCUAAAUAACGGUUUUUUCUACGUUUGUAGUUUCACAAGUGUGCUUUUUAUCGUCAAUGUAGCCUUGACUUCUGUGAUAAGCGAAAUAAAGGCACCAAAAAAGGGCCAAAUUAACCAACAAAACCCCAUUUUUACAAAACUUCGAUACGAAUUUAACAAAUCUAUAACGGACAUGACCGAAAUCGACUGGCGUGCCUUUUGGGACGUUUUUCUCCUCCGGUUCAUUUUCGGUUUUUCGGUCACAAUGUAUUUUUCCCAACAAUCAGUUUAUUUGAAAGAAGAGUUUCAGCUGUCGCAACGCCAUGUUGGCUACACAAUUUCGUUUUUCAGUGCAACUGGAAUGGCGUCGGCUUUUUUGCUACAUUACAUAACCUCAUAUUUUUACAAAAUGGACGAUUCGUGCUUGAAACGUCUGACCCAUUUUUUUCUUUUAAUGACUUUAAGUCUCAUUUGUUUGUAUUUGGCGCCAAAUUUUGAAUUGUUUUUGGUGAUUUUGGUCCCGUUUUCAUUGAGUUGUACUAUUUUAAGGAUUGUCAGUAUGGAAUUAAUGUUGAAAAAGGCUUCAAGUACUCACAGGGGGUCGCUAUCGGGGACUUCAAACAGUAUUAUGUCCAUUGCUAGGUUUGUGACUCCGGUUACGUCGGGGUUAAUUAGUGAUAAGUUAGGGGGGCACAGUGCUAUGCUUUUUUCAGCUGUUUCGCCCCUGGUGGGGACCUUAGUUUCACUUUGGAUGAAACUUAGAACUGUUGAUAAAAAAAAUGACUGAUUGUGAUCAAAAUCAUAGUAAAGUUGGGGUCUCGCGGCAUAGCCGCGAGACCCC
Molecule: messenger RNA, 1408 nt
Organism: Tribolium madens (black flour beetle)
Lineage: Eukaryota; Metazoa; Arthropoda; Insecta; Coleoptera; Tenebrionidae
Product: major facilitator superfamily domain-containing protein 9-like
Exons: 4
Coding region: 128-1354 (408 amino acids)
Biological process (GO): transmembrane transport
Molecular function (GO): transmembrane transporter activity
Source: RefSeq, a predicted model, not a curated record